Populus trichocarpa (black cottonwood) is the source of this 1475-nucleotide messenger RNA. RefSeq names its product UDP-N-acetylglucosamine transporter UGNT1. Gene Ontology annotation, cellular component: Golgi apparatus. The coding region runs from base 239 to 1252 and encodes 337 amino acids. The record is from RefSeq and is a predicted model, not a curated record. Gene Ontology annotation, molecular function: GDP-fucose transmembrane transporter activity; antiporter activity. Lineage: Eukaryota; Viridiplantae; Streptophyta; Magnoliopsida; Malpighiales; Salicaceae. The transcript is spliced from 10 exons.
CAAAUCCAAAGCCAGAAAGCAGCCAAUAAAAUCUUAGCUGGGACCUAACUUUAAACGGACCGGUACUCCCCACACCACGCCACGUGUCCAUUCCAACGCAUUCUCCGUGGGCUCUUGCUCACUCAAACAUAUUCCCUUCCCUCUCUUAUUUAACCGCUUUCUGCCGGUCCCUUCUCUUCUCUCACUCUCAAAUUUCCAAAAGCAAAGAAAAGAGAAGGAAAGAUUUCUUUUUCCUGGCAUGGAUUCAGAGACCAACAAGAAGCUACCAGUUACUGAUCCCUUAAAGAGCGAAGGGAAGGAGAAAAAUGGCUCAGCCAUGACUAAACAAGGAGCUUAUGCUGCCAUUUCUUACAUGGCCAGUGCAGUUCUCUUGGUAAUGUUCAACAAAGCAGCCCUUUCUUCUUACAGUUUCCCAUAUGCAAACGUCAUCACACUCUUUCAGAUGCUAUGUUCAUGCUUAUUCCUUUAUGUAUUGAAAUUCUGGAAGAUCAUAUCUUUUACAACUAGUGAACCGCAGAACAUGUCUAACAACCCAGCAAGACUUGUAUCAUUUAAGACAUUGCUUCACUCCCUUCCCCUGGCGUUGUCAUAUCUGCUUUACAUGCUGAUCACAAUGGAAUCUGUACGUGCCAUAAAUGUCCCCAUGUACACCACCCUUAGGAGGACUACCGUGGCUUUCACAAUGAUUGUGGAGUAUCUUUUGACAGGACAGAAACAUUCCUUGCGUGUUGUUGGCAGUGUUGGGAUAAUCAUACUUGGUGCAUUUGUUGCUGGAGCUCGAGAUUUGUCAUUCGAUGCUUAUGGCUAUGCCGUUGUCUUUGUAGCAAACAUUUGUACAGCAGUAUAUCUUGCUUCUAUUGCUCGAAUUGGUAAAUCUAGUGGCCUUAAUAGCUUUGGUCUUAUGUGGUGCAAUGGUAUAAUUUGUGGACCAAUCUUGCUGUUCUGGACAUCAAUUAGAGGAGAUUUGGAAGCAAUGAGGAACUUUCCCUUUCUCUUCUCGCCAGGAUUUCAGGUGGUGAUGCUUCUUUCCUGUAUCAUGGCUUUCCUAAUUAAUUAUUUUGUGUUUAUGAAUACAACACUAAAUUCAGCUUUGACACAGACUAUCUGUGGUAAUUUGAAGGAUCUUUUCACCAUUGGAUUUGGCUGGAUACUAUUUGGUGGGCUUCCAUUUGACUUGAUGAACGUUGUUGGCCAGUCCCUUGGUUUCUUUGGAUCUUGCUUGUAUGCCUACUGCAAACUGAAAGGGCAAUAAAUGCCGAAACUGCUGCUUAGCAGAGGUAUACUGGGGGAAAAUUGCUCAAAUGGCAGAUCACUAAUGCCUUCAUUCAAUUGCCAACUUUUUGUUUCUAGUUAUAGCAGACACAAGGGAAUGGUACCACAUGUCUUAUGUAGAUAACUUUUCUUCAUAAUAUGCAAGAUGUUGGCUGCUCCACCAUUGAAUAUUUUCAUCUCACUCAAGCUAUUUUCUUCAUUUA